AUGAAGGCACUCAGCUAUUAUUCCUUAGUUCUCGGAGCCUACACGGCUUGCGUGGCGGCCUCACCCGUUGCCGAGCCGGGGCCCGCCAUCACCCCUGCUCCCAGCGCCGACAAGGUCAAGAGGGCCAGCAGCUGUACCUUUUCGGGCUCAUCUGGUGCUUCCCUCGCCAGCGUCAGCCAGAAGUCAUGCGCCACUAUUGUUCUGUCCUCACUUGUCGUUCCGUCUGGCACUACUCUAGACCUCUCCAGCCUUGAGGAUGAUACCACUGUGAUCUUUGAGGGAACUACUACCUGGGGCUACGCCGAGUGGGCCGGGCCACUUCUGCAGAUCGAAGGCAAAUCCAUUAACAUCCAAGGCGCAUCCGGCGCCAUCCUAGAUGGCGGCGGAUCAAAGUACUGGGACGGCGAGGGAGGUUCUGGUGGCAAGAAGAAGCCCAAAUUCUUCUACGCCCAUUCCCUUACCGACUCGACCAUCACCAACCUACACAUCCAGAACACACCAGUCCAGGCGGUCAGCAUCAGUGGUGCUGACGGUCUGACCAUCACUGGCAUGACAAUUGACGACUCUGCUGGUGAUAGCAAGGGGAAGAACACCGAUUGCUUCGACAUUGGGAGCUCUUCAAAUGUUAUCAUCACCGGUGCGAAUUGUUAUAACCAGGAUGAUUGCGUUGCUGUCAAUUCCGGAACUGGGAUCACUUUUGAAAACUCGCUCUGCUCUGGCGGACACGGUCUGUCCAUUGGCUCAGUUGGUGGCAGAACAAGCAACGUAGUUGACACAGUGACCUUUUCCAACAAUCAGGUCAAGAAUUCGGUGAAUGGGAUCCGUGUCAAGGCCACCGAGAAUGAUACUGGCUCUAUCAAAGGAGUGACCUACUCGAAGAUUACGUUGUCAAACAUCUCGAAGUACGGCAUCCUCAUUGAGCAGAACUACAACGGCGGAGACCUUGAUGGCGGUACGCCGACUUCGGGCAUUCCAAUCACGGGCCUCACCUUGAACACCAUCUCUGGAUCAGGAGCAGUCUCCAGCAGCGGAUACGAUGUUGUGGUCGUCUGCGGAUCCGGUGCUUGCUCCGGAUGGACCUGGAGCGGCGUCAACGUGACAGGCGGCAAGAAGUACAGCGGAUGCACGAAUGUGCCAAGUAAUGUAGCUUGCUCCUAA
Molecule: messenger RNA, 1158 nt
Organism: Diaporthe batatas
Lineage: Eukaryota; Fungi; Ascomycota; Sordariomycetes; Diaporthales; Diaporthaceae
Exons: 5
Coding region: 1-1158 (385 amino acids)
Biological process (GO): pectin catabolic process
Cellular component (GO): extracellular region
Molecular function (GO): polygalacturonase activity
Source: RefSeq, a predicted model, not a curated record